Molecule: messenger RNA, 1943 nt
Organism: Ostrinia nubilalis (European corn borer)
Lineage: Eukaryota; Metazoa; Arthropoda; Insecta; Lepidoptera; Crambidae
Gene: UGT39B1
Product: UDP-glycosyltransferase UGT5-like
Exons: 4
Coding region: 182-1750 (522 amino acids)
Molecular function (GO): UDP-glycosyltransferase activity
Source: RefSeq, a predicted model, not a curated record
AAUAAUGUAACAUAGUUACAUAAGCAAUAAAAAUCCGAGUCUAAGUACCUAUACAUAUUUACAUAGCUUCAUAUAAUAUAUGAUUGUUUGAACUGCGGCCAGUCAGUUUGCUUCGCGUUGAGGAAUGGUACUGUGUUAGUUGCCGGGAAGUAGUUGUAAAGGAUUUUUUAAUUAAUAAAACAUGUUGUGGUAUUGCAUAGGAGUGAUUUUUCUAUCAAUAUGUUGCGAGUGUGCCAAUAUCUUGUACGUUGUGCCGUUUACAUCGAGAUCUCAUUAUAUUAUGUUGAAGCCAAUUGGUUUGGAACUCGCUAAAAGAGGCCACAAUGUAACCGUGAUCACUGGACAUAAAACAGAUGUAAACCUCACUAAUUACCAUCAGGUAAUGGUGGACGACAAGGAAAUCUGGGAAUUAACAGGGAUGAAACGUCCAAACGUGUUUACCAUGGUGGAUAUCUCGGCAGAAGAAUUCCACGAUAUCAUCUUAUGGCGUGGAGGGUUGGGUCACACAAAAGUAACCUUACAGUCGCCUCAAGUGAAGCAUUUCUUGGCAAACGACAACAAAUUCGACCUAGUGAUAAGCGAGCAGUUCUUCCAGGAAGCUAUGUUCACAUUAGCUCAUAAGUACAACGCUCCUCUAGUGCUCAUCACAACAUAUGGAAACUGCAUGAGGCACAAUAUUGUAUCGCGAAAUCCCUUGCAGCUGGCGACUGUCGUAUCAGAAUUCUUGGAUGUUAAGGACCCGACCAGCUUCUGGGGGAGACUCAGGAACUUAUACUUCACAGUUUAUGAGUAUGUGUGGUGGAAGUACUGGUAUUUGGAGAAGCAGGAGGAAUUUGUGAAGAAGUACUUGCCUAACUUACCCCAACCAGUGCCAAGUUUGUAUGAGCUGCAGAGAAAUGCUGCGUUGAUCUUGAUUAACAGUCACUUCAGUUUUGACGGCCCGGUUGCUUACCUUCCGAAUAUUGUGGAGGUUGGUGGAUUACAUCUGACACGCAGCACAAGCAAGUUACCUCAGGAUCUACAAAAACUCCUGGACGAAUCAAAGCAUGGGGUUGUAUACGUGAAUUUCGGCUCAAAUGUCCGCAGCUCUGAAAUGCCGCCUGAAAAGAAACUUGCGUUUGUGAAAAUAUUCUCAGAGCUGAAGCAAACAGUUUUUUGGAAGUGGGAAGAUGAUAAUUUUGAUAUCAAAACAAAUAACGUGGUGAUACGGAAAUGGUUCCCACAAAAGGAUGUCUUAUCGCAUCCAAACGUCAAAGUGUUCAUAUCACACGGGGGUCUCAUCGGGACCCAAGAGGCCAUCUUCCACGGAGUUCCUAUCAUAGGGGUGCCUAUCUACGCCGAUCAAUACAACAAUCUUCUCCAAGCCCAGAAGUUAGGCUUCGGAAAAAUCUUACAGUACCGCGACAUAAAUGAGGAUACGCUAAGGAAAAAUCUCCAUGAAGUACUAAAAGAUGAUUCUUAUAAGAACAAGGCACAAGAAAUUUCUAAACGGUUCAAAGAUAGACCGAUGCCAGCUCUAGAUACAGCGAUGUACUGGAUAGAAUAUGUUAUAAGAAAUAAAGGAGCAGAUUUCAUAAAAAAUCCAGCUCAUGAAUUGAGUUGGUUCGCAAACAACAUGCUUGAUGUUUUUGCUUUUCUUUUAUUGAGCUUUAUUGUUAGUGCGUAUGUGGUUUUUAUUGUUGUACGGGCACUUAUUAUAAUUGCACAAUCUUUUAGUACUAAUAAAAGCAAAAAAAUUAAGACGAAAUAAAAAAUCACAAACUUACCUAUUUUAUUAGUACCAGUCUACACAAGAGCCAUCUUACAUAAAGGCACUGAACUAACUUGCAAACAGCAACAACCUUAGUGUAAAACAAUGUGAAAGCGUUUCAGCGCCAGAAAAGUUCUUUUUCAGUUUCAUAGAUGGCGUUUUUUUUAAAUCCGAAUAUAAAAUGAACUUCGAC